GGCAAAUAAAUCUACACAAACCGGAACAGAUCGGAGAUCCAGUCUAGAAAACCCUCGUUCAGGUUAUCCGCUGCCGAUCGCUUCGAAACCCUCUCCCAUGGCGGUCUCUCUGCAAUCCGCCUACUCUCGCCCUGUGGCACUUGACCACAGGCACUCUCCCAGCUUAACCUUCAAGAACUUUGCUGGCCCCAAGUCAGGUGCCUUUAGGCGUGGACCUUCCAAUGUUAACGCUGAAUUCUAUAGUAGGGUUAAUCAAAGCAUCUGUUUGAGAUAUUCAGCAAAGAAGGGUUCACGGGGUCGGGUAUUUAUGAUGCCCAUAGGUAUUCCAAGAGUUCCCUACAGAACCCCUGGUGAAGGAACUUGGCAAUGGGUUGAUCUAUGGAAUGCCCUUUACCGAGAGCGUGUUGUCUUUAUUGGGGAACAUAUAGAUGAAGAAUACAGCAAUCAAGUCUUGGCAACAAUGCUGUAUCUUGACAGCAUCGAGUCAUCAAAAAAAAUAUACCUCUAUAUUAAUGGCCCAGGUGGUGAUCUUACUCCAAGCAUGUCUAUAUAUGACACUAUGCAAAGCUUACAAAGUCCCGUUGCAACCCACUGUGUGGGCUAUGCAUAUGACAUGGCAGCAUAUAUUCUUGCAGCCGGAGAGAAGGGUAACCGGUCUGGUAUGCCUCUUUGUGAAAUUGCUCUUCAAACACCUGCCGGAGUAGCUCGUGGCCAGGCUGAUGAUGUUCAGAACGAAGCAAAUGAACUUCUCCGAAUCCGGGAUUACCUAUUUAGCGAAUUGUCAAAAAAGACAGGUCAACCUCUUGAAAGGAUCAGUAAGGAUCUGGUGUAUGUGGCACGCUUCACUGCACAAGAAGCUCUGGAGUAUGGGCUAAUUGACCGCAUCAUCAGACCCUCACGCAUCAAGCCUGACGCCCCUCGUAAGGAAACUCCAGGAAUUGGCCGAGGCUGAUUGACUCUUGCUUCAAACGCAUCCUCACACACCUGAUAUCUUUACAGAUGGAUUUGAGUACAUCUUUCAAGUUGGUUUUCAAGUCAGGCGUCUUGUAGCUCUAAAUCACAAUCUCUAAGCGCACACAACUUAUGCUUUACUCACUAUUCAUUAGAGAGAUAGUGAAGCACUGCUUCUGUAAUUAAUUUGUUUUUGCUGGUUUAAGAUUAAGCCCUAAACAUCCAUGGAACUAUGAACUUUCACAAGUAAAAUUUGUUCAAAGUGCAAA
Messenger RNA from Zingiber officinale, 1220 nucleotides. RefSeq names its product ATP-dependent Clp protease proteolytic subunit-related protein 2, chloroplastic-like. The transcript has 9 exons. Bases 98 to 952 code for a protein of 284 amino acids. Gene Ontology annotation, cellular component: endopeptidase Clp complex. Gene Ontology annotation, molecular function: ATPase binding; serine-type endopeptidase activity; ATP-dependent peptidase activity. The record is from RefSeq and is a predicted model, not a curated record. Gene Ontology annotation, biological process: protein quality control for misfolded or incompletely synthesized proteins. NCBI's taxonomy places the organism in Eukaryota, Viridiplantae, Streptophyta, Magnoliopsida, Zingiberales, Zingiberaceae.